Miniopterus natalensis is the source of this 3492-nucleotide messenger RNA. NCBI's taxonomy places the organism in Eukaryota, Metazoa, Chordata, Mammalia, Chiroptera, Miniopteridae. The record is from RefSeq and is a predicted model, not a curated record.
AGUGCACGGACCCACCUGUGUGGCCAGGUGGCCAGAUUACCAGGGCUCACUCAUCCACCAUGAAGGGCUCCCAGGCCAUCAGUGGCCCCCCAGGGCCCUCCCAGAGCAGCCUGGAAGGCUUGGAUCUGAGUCUGACGGGGCUCCCUCCACCCGUGUCCCGACGCCCCAACAGCGCCUCGGCUGCCAAGCCGAUCACCCGCUCCAUCUCUGUGGUCACAGGCAGUGAGUCGAAGAGGAAGGCCCUGGAGGCCACAGGGCCCGGGGGCUCCAGGGCCAUCAAUAACCUUCGCAGGUCUAACAGCACUACGCAGGUCCACCAGCCGCAAGCCAAGCAGGCGUGGGCUGCCCCCCUCAGGCCGGUGGAGCCCCCUGACUUCCUGACCGUCUUCAAGGGCAGCCCUGGUGGGAAAAAGAGGCCAGCCAGUCUGAGCAAAGCUUCUGGCCAGAAGGAGGCCACAUGGAACGUCCUGGACGACCAGCCCAGGGCCUUCACCUUACUGCCUGAUGCCCAGAGUCCUGGCACCAUGGACGUGCCAGUAGGCCCACGGAGGAGAGAGUGCACUGUUCCUCUGGCACCCAACUUCACUGCCAACAACAGGAGCAACAAGGCCGCCGUGGGCAACUGCGUCACUACCAUGGUGCACAACAACUACGCCCCCGUGGACACGGUGCCCCCCAAGAGCUCCAACCACGCGACGCCCUCCCUCAACAACCUCAUCAAGGCGGCCACACACGAGGGAGAGGGCAGCGGCUUCGGGAAGCCACAGAAGAACCUCGCCAGCAGCAACCACGUGGCCCGGAACAACGCGGGGGCCACCGAGGGCCUGCUCAGACGGAGGGAGGUGACCGAGGAGGAGGCAGAGAGGUUUAUCCACCAGGUGAACCAGGCUGCCGUCACCAUCCAGCGCUGGUACCGGCUUCAGGCGCAGCGGCGCAGAGACCACGCCGCCAACCUGGAGCACCUGCUGGCAUCCAAGAGAGAGGGGCAGCAGAAGCGGCUGGGAGAGGGGAACCUGCUAGACUUGCACCGACAGAAGGAGGCAGCCAGGAGGAAGGCCCGGGAGGAGAAGGCGCGCCAGGCCAGACAGGCAGCCAUUCAGGAGCUGCAGCAGAAGCGAGCCCAGAAGUCAGGCCAUGCUGAGCUUGGGCUGCUGAAGGGGGCCCGGGAGACAGGGAAGCCCCAGCCGGCCCAGGAGCCGCCCCUGCGGCCUGGAGACAGUGCUCCUCAGACCCACAAGGCCAACAAUACUGGGGUCAGCCUCCGUACCCCAGGCCCAGAGGACCCCUGCCAGCCCGUCCCCGACUUCUCCCCAGAGCCCCGGCAGCACCCAGAGGACAAGCUGCAGGACACCAGCUCCCAGGACGUGGCUGGUGAGGCCCUGGGGACAGUGGGCCCCAUGGGGAGCAGGGCCAAGUGCAGGGCGACUCUGGAGGAGUUGCUGGACACACUGAAGCUGCUGGAGGAGGAACCGGAGCCACUGCCCCGCCCCAGGGCCUACCACAAGGACAAAUAUGCCUGGACUGACGAGGAGGAUGAUGCCAGCUCCCUGACAGCUGACAACCUGGAGAAAUUUGGGAAGCUCAGUGCGUCCUCCAGGCCCCCCGAGGAUGGGACGCUGCUCUCGGAGGCCAAGCUGCAGAGCAUCAUGAGUUUCCUGGAUGAGAUGGAAAAGUCGGGGCAGGACCGGCCUGCCGCGGCCCCCCAGGGGCUCGUGCUGGAGGAGGGGCUGGGGCGCCUGGAGUCUGCGUCUGAGGUGAGCGCGUCUGUGAGGCGACUGAAGCUAGAGGUGGAGGAGAGGAAGCAUGCGAUGGUGCUGCUGCAGAGGGCGCUGGCGCAGCAGCGGGACCUCACCGUCCGGCGGGUCAAGGAGACAGAGAAGGAGCUGGGCCGGCAGCUGCGGCAGCAGAGGGAGCACUACGAGGCCACCGUCCAGCGGCACCUGUCCUUCAUCGACCAGCUGAUCGAGGACAAGAAGACCCUGGGGGAGAAGUGCGAGGCUGUGGUGGCCGAGCUGAAGCAGGGGGACCAGAGGCGCAAGGAGAGCGAGGCCCAGAUGCGGGCGCAGCAUGAGCUGGAGAUUAAGAAACUGAGAGAGCUGAUGAGCGCCACUGAGAAGGUCCGCAGGGAGCAGUGGAUGAGCGAGAAAACCCGGAAGAUCAAGGAGAUCACAGUCAGAGGCCUGGAGCCCGAGGUCCAGAAGCUAAUCGCCAAGCACAAGCAGGAGGUGAAGAAGCUGCGGAGCCUGCACGCGGCCGAGCUGCUGCAGGCGGACGAGCGAGCAGCACAGCACUAUGGGCGCCAGGCGGAGGCGCUGCGGGAGCAGCUGGAGCGGGAGAAGGAGGCGCUGGCCCAGCAGGAACGUGAGCGCUCCCAGCAGCGCUUGGAGCAGCAGCUGGAGCAGGAGCAGAGGGACCUGCAGCAGCUUCGAAGGAGGCUGUACAGCGAGGUGGCCGAGGAAAAGGAGCGGCUGGGCCAGCAGGCCUGCAGGCAGCGGGCUGAGCUGGAGGAGCUGAGGCGGCAGCUGGAGGAGAGCAGCUCUGCCAGGGGCCGGGCCCUGAGGGCCGAGUUCGAGAAGGGGAGAGAGGAGCUGGAGCACAGGCACCAGAUGGAGCUGCAGGCCCUGAAAGACCAGCUGGAGGUGGAGAGGCAGAUGUGGGAGGCCAACUGUGCCAAGAAGGAGGAAGCGUGGCUGCUGAACCGGGAACGGGAGCUGAAGGAAGAGAUCCGCAGAGGCCGAGACAAGGACAUCGAGCUGGUCAUCCACCGGCUGGAGGCCGAUAUGACGCUGGCCAGGGAGGAGAGCGAGAGGGCCGCAGAGAGCCGCGUCAAGCGCAUCAGAGACAAGUACGAGGCGGAGCUCUCGGAGCUGGAGCGGUCAGAGCAGAAGCUGCAGGCCCAGUGCGGGGAGCUGAAGGGGCGGCUGGCGGAGGCCGAGGGGGAGGCCGCUCGCCUGCAGGGCCUGGUGCGGCAGAAGGAUAAGGCCCUGGCGGAAGUGAAGGCGGUGAAUGAGCAGCUGCUGGGCGAGAGGAGCGGCCUGGCCCAGGUGCUCCGCCAGGAGUUCGCCGACCGGCUGGCGGCCUCCGAGGAGGAGAACCGGCAGGUCAGGGCUGAGCUGGCCGAGCUGCGGGCACAGCAACGGCUGGAGCUGGAGCAGCUCAGGCGGGAGAAGCAGGCGGAGCUGGAGGACCUACACGCGAGGGUGAAGGUGGCCCUGGCCAAGAAGGAGGCGGCCGUGAGCAGCCUCCGGAAACAGCACGAGGCCGCAGUGAAACGGGCAGACCACCUGGAGGAGCUGCUGGAGCAGCGUCGGCGGCCACUCCCGAGCACCAAGUGACACCCGCCCCCUCGACGUGGACACGGACACGGACAUGGAUGCGCAGCAGCAGCAGGCGGGGCCCUGGCGGGAGGGGGAUCCGCCCUCUUCUUCCCUUUGCCCCGUUUGCCUGCCCUGCAGCUGUGGCUGCAUUUUAACAGUAAAGAGCUGUUUUUUA